GGAUAACUCAAGUACAUUUUUUGUUCAAUUCAAUGGAACAUUAGCUAUUGACGACACUAGAUAUAGAUUAAAUGCGGGCGAUAUAUUAGGAAUGUUUAACAAGGGAUAUUGAAUCUCAAGUACAUUUUUAUAGUUAAACACGUACAUAAUAUAAGGUAAAGUGAUAUAUGUCGGUAGUACAUCGACGUAUAGUAAAGAUGAAAGUGUUUUUUAUAUUCGUUUUAAUACUCAACACGUGUUUUGCUGAUUUAAUAACGCCAGAUGAAGUUGAAACUGUAAUCGGGAAAUAUAUGAAAAAUGAAUUGUUAUCGAGCGACGAACAAAAAUUGCAGGAAGAUGUUUUUGAAAUUUUACGCAGAACGCAACAUGUGACUACGCAUGAAUAUCGCUCGGAUGUGCGAAUGAGUCUGGACUGCUUGGUAUGCCGCAGCGCAUUCUCAGCUCUAUUCGAACUGAUACGAGCAGGCGCAUCAGAUGACGAUUUAACUAGCUCCCUUUCUAAUAUAUGCGUCCUUCUUGGUAUAGAGAGCUACAAUGUUUGCAGCGGAGCCAUUUCUUUGAAUCUGAACAUCAUUACUUACAUCAUCAGAAAUACUCCAGAGGCGACGCCGCGUAACUUCUGCGGCCUUGUCUUGCAAAGGUCCGAUAACCCCAACUUUUGUUCGUACAACGACUCUCGUUUCGAGUGGCAAGUCGAACUGCCGCAGAGAAUUCAAGCGGCUAACGUACCUACCCCAGUUAUAGAUCAGAGUCCUCUUACGGUGGCAAUAUUAACUGACGCGCACAUAGACCCGUUAUACGAGGCCUUCGGUGUAGCGCAGUGCGAUGAACCGACAUGCUGCAGAAAGGGACAAAGACUAAGACCAUCAUCAGACAUUGUUACAGAUGGUUCUGAAGUAGAAAACAGUGUGAUUGGAGAUGGUGAAAAUAUUUUACUUAAUUUGGGAGAUGUACCGAAAAUAAAAGAAAUUCGUAUGAGAAAUUCAAUGAGAGCUCAGACGAGAUAUGUUGAACCGGCUGGAUACUGGGGUGAUUAUAGAAAUUGUGAUACUCCGAGAUGGGCGUACGACGAUCUUAUAGAAAGGAUGGCAUCAGCUCAUAAAUUCGAUGUAGUGUAUUACAUAGGGGAUACAAUCGACCAUGGUAUUUGGGAAACUUCCUAUGAAUUGAUCGAUGAAAUCAAUCAAUAUCUUAUAAAUAAAAUGCGAACAUCUUUCGGGGAAGAUGUAUUAAUUAUACCAGCUAUUGGCAACCAUGAAUCGCAGCCGACGAAUCAGUUCGCUCCGGUGUCAGUAACUGGAGCGAAAUUAAACACAACUUGGUUAUACGAAGGAUUAGUAAAUAAGUGGGAUCAUUAUCUAACAGAGGAGGCAAAAGCAUCGCUGAGAGUUCACGGAGGAUUCUCAAGAUUGGUGCGACCGGGACUCAGAGCUAUCUCACUUAAUACUAAUAUCGCUUAUAAAUAUAACUGGUGGUUGGUGUACGACCCGUUGGAGAUGAAGCGUCACUUGGAGUGGCUGGUGCAGGAGCUACGCGGAGCGGAGCUGGCGGGAGAGAAGGUGCACAUUUUGAGUCACAUCCCACCAGGAGUACAUGAUUUAGCUCAUAUUUGGACAAGAGAAUACAACAGGAUUGUUAAUAGAUUUUCAUCAACAAUUGCUGCGGAGUUCAAUGGGCACAUUCACUCUGAUGAAUUCAAAAUAUUCUAUAGCACGGUGGAGCCCAAGCUACCGAUCAACGUGGCGUGGGGAGUUGGCGCUGCGACUGCUUAUACUAACUACAAUUUGAACUAUAAAAUAGCCACUUUUAAUCCGGUAACAUACGCACCGCAAAGUAUCAACAACUACAUAUAUAAUCUAACAGAAGCUAAUUUAACACCGAAUCGUCGUCCUCAUUGGUUCCAACUGUAUGAUAUGAAGAAUAGCUUCGGUGUUAAAGACUUAAGCGCUCAGUCUAUGGACGAUUUGCUCCAACGUAUGGUGACCACGGACAGGAACCUGCUAGAUUUAUACGCAGCUUAUGUACCAAAAUUAAGCGAUAGGAGAUGGCCUUAUUGCAAUAAUAAUUGUAAGUUAGACCAUCUAUGUAGGAUUGUCACCACAGUUCUAUGGCAAAGGGAGAAAUGCGACGAACUACGAUUGUUAUUUUCAAACACAAAUACAUGAUUUAUUCAUUUUAUUUACAAACAAUAAAUAACAAUCAACUGAUCUA
Messenger RNA from Papilio xuthus (Asian swallowtail), 2211 nucleotides. RefSeq names its product sphingomyelin phosphodiesterase 1. Gene Ontology annotation, molecular function: acid sphingomyelin phosphodiesterase activity. The record is from RefSeq and is a predicted model, not a curated record. The coding region runs from base 168 to 2165 and encodes 665 amino acids. The transcript has 10 exons. NCBI's taxonomy places the organism in Eukaryota, Metazoa, Arthropoda, Insecta, Lepidoptera, Papilionidae. Gene Ontology annotation, cellular component: lysosome. Gene Ontology annotation, biological process: sphingomyelin catabolic process; ceramide biosynthetic process.